Olea europaea var. sylvestris is the source of this 1448-nucleotide messenger RNA. RefSeq names its product cell division control protein 2 homolog A-like. NCBI's taxonomy places the organism in Eukaryota, Viridiplantae, Streptophyta, Magnoliopsida, Lamiales, Oleaceae. Gene Ontology annotation, biological process: signal transduction; regulation of G2/M transition of mitotic cell cycle; regulation of gene expression. Gene Ontology annotation, molecular function: cyclin binding; cyclin-dependent protein serine/threonine kinase activity; ATP binding. The record is from RefSeq and is a predicted model, not a curated record. The coding region runs from base 196 to 1080 and encodes 294 amino acids. The transcript is spliced from 10 exons. Gene Ontology annotation, cellular component: cyclin-dependent protein kinase holoenzyme complex; nucleus; cytoplasm.
AUUAAACCCUGGUCAAAUAUUACCCCUGUCAAAAAAUUGAAAAGGCCAAAAAAAAAAAAAAAGGAAAAAAAAACCUAUAGAAACCUCUCCUCCUCAAUUCCUCACUCUCCCACCCAAAGUUUCAAUUAUCUCUGGGAACUUCCAUCAAUUUUGUUUCUCAUUAUUAUACACGUGAUCGCAUUUGCCGUGGACAAGAUGGAACAGUAUGAAAAAGUAGAGAAGAUUGGCGAGGGAACGUACGGAGUGGUGUACAAGGCUCGCGAUCGUGAGACAAAUGAAACUAUUGCUCUAAAGAAAAUUCGUCUGGAGCAUGAAGAUGAAGGCGUGCCAAGCACAGCUAUCAGAGAGAUUUCUCUGUUGAAAGAGAUGCAGCAUGGGAACAUUGUAAGAUUGCAGGACGUGGUCCAUAGUGAGAAGAGAUUGUAUCUGGUGUUUGAAUAUCUGGACUUGGAUUUGAAGAAGCACAUGGAUUCGUGCCCAGAAUUUUCCAAGGAUCCUCGUUUGGUUAAAAUGUUUCUAUAUCAAAUAUUACGGGGUAUUGCUUAUUGUCAUUCCCAUAGAGUCCUUCAUCGAGACUUGAAGCCUCAAAAUUUGCUGAUUGAUCGCCGCACUAAUGCAUUAAAGCUCGCCGAUUUUGGAUUGGCCCGAGCAUUUGGUAUUCCUGUCAGGACAUUUACACAUGAGGUGGUGACACUAUGGUAUAGGGCACCAGAAAUAUUACUUGGAUCGCGUCAUUAUUCUACUCCUGUUGAUGUGUGGUCAGUUGGAUGUAUAUUUGCUGAAAUGGUGAACCGGCGACCAUUGUUUCCUGGGGACUCUGAGAUUGAUGAACUAUUUAAGAUUUUCAGAAUCAUGGGCACCCCAAAUGAAGAUACUUGGCCUGGAGUGACUUCGCUGCCUGAUUUCAAAUCCGCCUUUCCAAAGUGGCCCCAUAAGGACCUUUCCACCGUCGUCCCUAAUCUUGAUGCAGCUGGUCUUGAUCUCCUUCUUAAAAUGCUCUCUUUGGAUCCGAGCAGAAGAAUCACUGCGAGAAGUGCCCUUGAGCAUGAAUACUUCAAGGAUAUUGGGCUUGUCCCCUAAUUCUGGUGAAAAUUAUCCGGGUUUGAUUGUCAUCGACACAUUCAACAUCUGAGUGGCAUGAGGCACAGCAAUUCUGGAAUUCGUAUUGUUAUACUUUUCCUGUGAUUGGUUUUCAUAGUAUUUUUUUCCCCCUGUUUUAAGUUUCAGUCUGAUGAAUAUUGGCUUUUAUUCUUCUUUUCAAUAGAUUGACUUUCUGUGCUGUUUAUUCAUUUAAACACACUAUAUUCGAAUCAGGAAAGCAACUCAUGCCUAUGGACCUUAGCGGACGUAUUUCGUUCGAAUAAUGCUAUUCAUCAGCUCUGCUGAUGAUUAGCAUCUAAUGUGGCAGUGAGUCAGGUUACAUAUAAUAGCAUUACUCUUUUCAUUUA